Molecule: messenger RNA, 1825 nt
Organism: Macaca mulatta (Rhesus monkey)
Lineage: Eukaryota; Metazoa; Chordata; Mammalia; Primates; Cercopithecidae
Source: RefSeq, a predicted model, not a curated record
GCUAGGAGCAGCGAGCGGCGGGGCUGGGUCGCUGCGGUCCCUUGGAGCCGCGCAGUAUGGCGGGCGGGGCCCGGGAAGUGCUCACCCUGCAGUUGGGACACUUUGCCGGUUUCGUGGGCGCGCACUGGUGGAACCAGCAGGAUGCUGCGCUGGGCCGAGCAACCGAUGCCAAGGAGUCGCCGGGAGAGCUGUGCCCCGAUGUCCUGUAUCGUACGGGCCAGACGCUGCACGGCCAGGAUACCUGCACGCCGCGACUCAUCCUCAUGGAUCUGAAGGGUAGUUUGAGCUCCCUAAAAGAGGAAGGUGGACUCUACAGGGACAAACAGUUGGAUGCUGCAAUAGCAUGGCAGGGGAAGCUCACCACACACAAAGAGGAACUCUGUCCCAAGAACCCUUAUCUCCAGGACUUUGAGUCUUCCCAGGGAGUGCUGAGUAGUGAUGGUGUUUGGAGGGUCAAAUCCAUUCCCAAUGGCAAAGGUUCCCCACCACUCACCACCGCUACAACUCCAAAACCACUUAUCCCUACAGAGGCCAGCAUCAGGGUCUGGUCAGACUUCCUCAGAGUCCAUCUCCAUCCCCGGAGCAUCUGUAUGAUUCAGAAGUACAACCAUGAUGGGGAAGCAGGUCGGCUGGAAGCUUUUGGCCAAGGGGAAAGUGUCCUAAAGGAACCCAAGUACCAGGAAGAGCUGGAGGACAGGCUGCACUUCUACGUGGAGGAAUGUGACUACUUGCAGGGCUUCCAGAUCCUGUGUGACCUGCACGAUGGCUUCUCUGGGGUAGGCGCGAAGGCGGCAGAGCUGCUACAAGAUGAAUAUUCAGGGCGGGGAAUAAUAACGUGGGGCCUGCUACCUGGUCCGUACCAUCGUGGGGAGGCCCAGAGAAACAUCUAUCGUCUAUUAAACACAGCUUUUGGUCUCGUACACCUGGCUGCUCACAGCUCUCUCGUCUGUCCUUUGUCCUUGGGUGGGAGCCUGGGCCUGCGACCUGAGCCACCUGUCAACUUCCCUUACCUGCAUUACGAUGCCACUCUGCCCUUCCACUGCAGUGCCAUCCUGGCUAUAGCCCUGGACACAGUCACUGUUCCUUAUCGCCUGUGUUCCUCUCGUUCCAUGGUUCAUCUGGCUGACAUGCUGAGCUUCUGUGGGAAAAAGGUGGUGACAGCAGGAGCAACCAUUCCUUUCCCCUUGGCUCCAGGCCAGUCCCUUCCUGAUUCCCUGAUGCAGUUUGGAGGAGCCACCCCAUGGACCCCACUGUCUGCAUGUGAGCCUUCUGGAACACGUUGCUUUGCCCAGUCAGUGGUGCUGAGGGGUAUAGACAGAGCAUGCCACACGAGCCAGCUCACCCCAGGGACACCUCCACCCUCCUCCCUUCACGCAUGUACCACUGGGGAAGAAGUCUUGGCUCAGUAUUUACAACAGCAGCAGCCUAGAGUCAUGAGUUCUUCCCAUCUGCUGCUGACUCCCUACAGGGUGGCUCCUCCUUACCCCCACCUCUUCUCAAGCUGCAGUCCACAGGGUAUGGUUCUGGAUGGUUCCCCCAAGGGAGCAGCAAUGGAGAGCAUCCCAGUGUUUGGGGCACUGUGUUCCUCUUCGUCCCUGCACCAGACCCUGGAAGCCUUGGCCAGAGACCUCACCAAACUCGACUUGCGGCGCUGGGCCAGCUUCAUGGAUGCUGGAGUGGAGCACGAUGACGUAGCAGAGCUCCUGCAGGAGCUACAAAGCCUGGCCCAGUGCUACCACGCUGGUGACAGCCUCGUGGACUAACGUUCCCAGUGUGGGAGAGAGGAGCUAGUGUGCAAUAAACACAGCUGGAUGCAGGAGCCCAG